AAGCGUCAUUCUCUGCAGAUGAUUAGAAUGAAAGCACAAGCUCAGAAGAUGGGGCGUACAGCUUAGGAUUCUCACUGACUGAAUGAUACCACAUUUCAAGCAUGCAGGUGAGCAUGCCCAACCAUAUCUAAGCAGGGAGGUGCAAAGGAUCUGGGAGUGAGGAGUGAGGCUGUUACAAAUGGCUGGAUUUAUUGAUCCUUCUUCCUGAUGGUGUCGUGUAUGGGAUCUCUUUGGGUGGCCUUCUCCUUCACUCUUUCUCUCAUUUUAGGAUUCAGUUUAUUGUCCUCAGCAUGGUUUAAAAAUGAUGACAUAUCUUUUGGAGUCUUUGUUCAAUGCAGUGGCCAAAUCAGUACUCCAUGUAACCAGACAUGCAUUGUUUUCAGGACCUUGGACGAAAUUCCUGAUCUAUUUUGGAAGAUUGCAGCUGUGAUACUGUUUGCUGGUUGGCUGCUGAUGAGUUUUGGAGCAUUACUUGUAUUGUCAUGGACAAUCAUACCUGCCGGGAUAUGUCAAAGAAGGGUGUGUACUCCAGCCAGAUACACACAGAUCACUGCAGUUGUGGUUACUGUCCUUGGUCUUAUCCUCUUCCCUUUGAGUCUUCGAUCUUCAUUUGCAAAUCGAAUUUGUGACUCAUCAUAUGUCUACAAAAGCGGAAGCUGUUCCCUUGGUUGGGGAUACAUGAUGGCCAUUAUAACAGUGAUGCUCUCAUGCUUCCUUCCAAUCAUUGGUCGUUAUAAUUUGAAUGAAAUGAAGACCAAGAUAUUGAGGUCUAAGCUAUCCCAGCGUAUGCUGCGUUGUGAGAACCACAGAUACUGAGUUCCGCUGAUCACUAUUGUUCUCCGCUAAGAUAAACCAUGUUACUUUUGACGUCAAACUUCGAUUUAAUUUUAGUCAUAGUCUUGACUAAAAUGCCAUUUUAGUCAACUAAAACCUUCAGUAUAUUUUAGUUGACUAAAAUUGAAUGGGUUUAAUUAAAUUGCAAUGUAUUAUUUAACCACUUGCUGACCAGGCAUAUCCUAGAAUUUUUUUCUUACACGUUUAUAUUCAUAUUUUUUGCCAA
Messenger RNA from Rana temporaria (common frog), 1060 nucleotides. RefSeq names its product transmembrane protein 211 (gene LHFPL7). The record is from RefSeq and is a predicted model, not a curated record. The transcript is spliced from 5 exons. The coding region runs from base 208 to 816 and encodes 202 amino acids. NCBI's taxonomy places the organism in Eukaryota, Metazoa, Chordata, Amphibia, Anura, Ranidae. Gene Ontology annotation, cellular component: membrane.